UUAAAACAACUGUACAAAAAGAACUGAAUCCAUCCUAGUUCUACUGAAUUCUAGCAGGCACUAGAAAGUUCUUUUAUCCCCGGCGAACGAAUUACUCAUAAAAACAACCCAAAAAUAAACCGAUCUUUCACUGUCACUUAUAAACACCAACCCGUCUCUCUAGAAAAUCUAGUCUCAUCAGUUUAGAGUUUGAAGAAACAGAAGAAAAUGUUUGGAGUUGUUUUCCCAAAUCGAAGUUUUCCGAUGGACAUCUCGACUUUCUCCCAAAUCGAUACUUUUCAUUGGAUCCUGGAUAUGAACACUUUCGUUGGGGAGGCGUAUGAUGAUAUAAGAGAGAUAUGUAUAUUCUUACUGAAUGGUUUAUCUUUACCACCUGAUAAAGCCCUAGCUGUUUACAUACAAUCUCCUGGUUCACCUUUUGUAUUUUGUGGUGCCAUUACUGUUUCUCGUCCUUCAGCUGUAUUUUCUCUUUCAUGGCCUCAACCUGGUGCUCAUAUGCAACUUACUGCUUCAGAUUCUCCUCCUCUUUCUGCCAAAAUUGGUGUUUCUGUUGAAGAUAUUUCUUCUCUGCCUUCUCUUGAUGUUGUUGCUGAGAAAAGAAUUGAACAUUUGGCUCUUAAAGUUGGGGAAAAUCUCUUUAACUUCAUGCAAUCAUUUUGUGGUGUUGAUGGGAGUAGACUUGUGGUUCCUAUGGAUAUUUUAGAUCGAUGGUUUAAGAAGUUUCAAGAACGAGCAAAACGCGAUCCUUCUUAUUUGAAGGGUUUUGUACUUUGACAACAUUAUGAGGUUGUAGUUCAUGAACAGAAGAAAGGGGAAAGCGGGGUGUUUAUAUGGAGCAUCACGUUGCAAUAUGCGUUCUUGUGCUUACCCUUGCAGUUAAAGUAUUGGUGAAGGAAUCACGUUGUACUUGUUUAACAGUUCCCGAAUUUAGAUGCCCUAGAAUAUCAGCUAUUUCAAAACCCAAUUCCUAACAUGAAUAGACUAUUGUGCUUUGUUCUUGUCUUUUCGUGCAUUAUUGGUUCGUGCAGUCUUUAGUAUCUGCGAGAAGUAGGGAACUGGGAAGUAGGGAAAUAUCAGUUGAGAUGCAGAUGGAUUGCUUGGAAAAACUGAAAUGUGAAUACAUUACAAUGCUUUGUGCAGUGACAAUGGUUCUCUUUUCUUUUUUCAUAUGUUUGGUAUAUGCAAAUUCACCAUGUAUUAUGCGUUUA
Molecule: messenger RNA, 1208 nt
Organism: Papaver somniferum (opium poppy)
Lineage: Eukaryota; Viridiplantae; Streptophyta; Magnoliopsida; Ranunculales; Papaveraceae
Product: protein OPI10 homolog
Exons: 3
Coding region: 208-774 (188 amino acids)
Biological process (GO): protein import into nucleus
Cellular component (GO): cytosol; nucleus
Molecular function (GO): nuclear import signal receptor activity
Source: RefSeq, a predicted model, not a curated record